Molecule: messenger RNA, 2124 nt
Organism: Oryza sativa Japonica Group (Japanese rice)
Lineage: Eukaryota; Viridiplantae; Streptophyta; Magnoliopsida; Poales; Poaceae
Source: RefSeq, a predicted model, not a curated record
AUGGCUGUACAAAUUCAGAAGCCGCUGCACUCGAAUUUACCGCCGAUGUUUUCAUCCAGCAGUGGCAGUGUCUCCGCCAUCGACGGCACAGACCUGUGCGCCGGCAAGGAGUGUUGGCACAUUAAGACGAGGAGCCGAGGCGGCAGCCAGCUCAGCAGUCUCCUCCGCCCUGCCGCCGCCGGCGACCAUGCCCGGCGACCAUGCCGGCGCCGGCGCCGCCGUCGGCGCAGCGAAGGCCAUGCAGCUCAAGGUGCUGAUGCCUUCUUCCUUCCACAAGAUGGUAAGAAGGAGAAGCUAGCCACCAUUAAUUUUCGGCGCCAUUUGCUCUUUCUUUCUUUUGCUUUCUUGGUCUCUCCCCGUACCGUUUGUGCUCGAUCCGUACUCGCCUUCGAUGUCUGCGCGCAGCGCAUCUCCGACGAGCUCGCCGCGGACCUCCUGGGCGAGCGCGGCGACGGCGGCGGCGGCGGCGGUGGAGCGCCGCGGCGGGCGGCGCGCGUGGUGAGCCCGGUCGGCAAGGUCUGGGACGUCGAGGUCGGCCGGGACGACGACGGCGACGGCGGCGGCGCGUUCCUGGGGCGCGGGUGGGCGGAGUUCGCGGCGGCGCACGGCCUGGGCAUGGGGUGGUUCGUGGUGGUCCGGCACGAGGGCGGUGGCGUGCUCACCGUCAAGCUGUUCGACACCACCUGCUGCCUCUAGGACUUCGGCGCUCGCCCUGCAGGUAAUCCAAAGGAUUAUUUGCACGCAAAAUUUAAGUUAAUCAUUUUGGUUUUUGUUCUCUUUGGAGAAAUACGGGUGCUGGUUUUGAAACUGGCACUGAUAACCAAUUUCAUCAAUGUCGUUUACUAUGUGUUGGUUGGGGAAACGGGUUUUCCAACUGGCACCUAUCAAUCUUUCUGUAAUAGUGUUAUUACCAUUGGUUUGUCGGUUAAACAUUUUCUUUUACUAGUUGUGACAACCAGAAGCGGUAGAGCAAGAGACGCGUCAAAUAAGCCGCAAUUCUUGAGGGUACUUCUACCGGGUUUCAUGGAAAAGAUGAGGAUCCCUGCUAAGUUUGUACAACAUUACAUUGCCGAAGAGCAUCUGAACAUCCACAUGGCUAGCAUUUUAAGCCCCCUCGGCAAAUUCUGGCGCAUUGAGCUCGAGAAGGAUGAAUUGGGCAUGUUUUUCAAAGGAGGCUGGUUACAGUUUCUGUCAUUCCAUGGCAUUUCCCCGGGUGAUGUUGUGCUCUUGAGGCAUGAAGGCAACUUAGUGUUCAAAAUCAAAGUGUUUGGGAUCAAUGGAUGCAAGAAAGAUUUGAAGACCAAGGACGACAUCACAAUUCAGCAAAGUGAGCCAUCAAAUGAGUUGCUGACAUUUGAAUUAAUCUGUCCUAAGAACAUGCUACCGUUCGAUUCUUUUCUGUCUUCUCUACAUUUUGCAGGUGCUAGAAACCAACAUGAAACACCUUCUUUUUCUACAAGGAAAUGUAACAAGAACAGUAGAUUUGGCGAAGAUUGUAAAAACCAAUUACAGGAAAUACCUUGCAGUAUAAAGGGUAGCAGAAAGAAAGGCAGAGAAACAAAACGGCCGAAAAAAUCCAAAUCUAUCUACGAGAUCGGACCACCUUCUUGGAUAAAGAAGGAGAUCAGCAACUAUAUGCUGGAAAAUGGCAAUAUUUCUUUGCCAGGGAUCUUCUGCAAGUCGAUCGGGCUCGUAGAAGAAACCACCAUCACUCUAAUGAUCAACAGCUCGAGAGGAAGAAGCAGCAGCAGCAGCAGCAGGUCAUGGGAGGUGGCUUGUAGUGUAAACAAGAACGGAUACGGCUGCUGCAACCUGCUUCCAUCCGGCUGGAAGAGGUUCUGCCAGGCGAACGGUCUCCUCGUAGGCGACGUCUGCACCUUCAGCGUCGUCGAGGCCACCCUGUGGCAUGUUGCCAUCGAUCGAGUCGAGCGUAGCUGAUGCUAGAGCUUCAAUUAGCCGGAUACUGCUAUUCGUCUGGCUGAUUGUGUCUCUGAUAUAUGCCCUGGUUAUUCUGGACAUGCAGUUUUUGUUUUGUUUGUUUUUUUUUUUUUUGCAAUUUGGGAUGAUGACAAAGAUGAUGGAUUGAUGGUGGUGGUGAUGGCUUUGGGUUGUACACUUACAGCA